UCAGCUAACGUUCUGGCUUGGCGUGGUGCGCACGCGCACGCGCUGCGUGCAUCUGCGAGGGAGCGGGCGAGCUCCUGAAGUGAUGAUGGCAACAGGGGGAGAGUAGAGGCUCAUAGAGGAAUGAGAAGUUGCCGGUGAUGGCGGAUAAACCUUCCACGCUGUUCGUGAAGCUGUUUGCCGCCGGGUUUUACGGUUUCAGCUCGUUCCUCAUCGUCGUGGUGAAUAAAAGCGUCCUCACUAACUACAGGUUUCCCUCGUCAAUAUGUGUGGGAAUAGGACAAAUGUUGGCCACAGUGGUUGUGCUGUGGGUGGGCAAGGCUGCGAGGGUGAUCACCUUCCCAGAUUUGGAUGAGAGCAUACCUCACAAGACAUUUCCUCUACCUCUCCUGUAUGUGGGAAAUCAAAUUACUGGUCUUUUUGGUACCAAAAGGCUCAAUUUGCCGAUGUUUACAGUCCUCAGGAGAUUCUCCAUUCUUUUCACGAUGCUGGCUGAGGGAUUCCUGCUGAAGAAGAAGUUCUCCAGGCCCGUCCAGCUGACAGUGUUUACAAUGAUCCUUGGGGCGUUCAUAGCCGCAAGUGCCGACUUGUCCUUUGACCUGCAAGGCUACGUCUUCAUCCUGAUGAAUGACAUCCUGACCGCGGCCAAUGGAGCCUACGUGAAGCAAAAAUUAGACGCAAAGGAGUUAGGAAAAUAUGGAUUAUUAUACUAUAAUGCAUUAUUUAUGAUCGUGCCCACUCUGCUAUUGGCUGAAGUGACAGGAGAGAUGCAAAAGGCAGCAGAGUUUGACGGCUGGUCUGAUGCGUUCUUCCUCUCCCAGUUCGUCCUCUCUUGUGUCAUGGGGUUUAUUCUCAUGUAUUCCACUGUACUAUGCACACAGUACAACUCUGCGUUGACCACCACCAUCGUGGGGUGCAUUAAGAACGUCCUGGUGACCUACAUUGGGAUGGUGUUUAGCGGAGACUACAUUUUCUCUUGGACUAACUUCAUAGGUUUGAAUAUAAGUAUUGCGGGCAGCUUGGUGUACUCGUACAUCACCCUCACCGAGGAGCAGUCCAACAAACCGAGCGACAGCACCAAGAAUGAGAUCAAGGGGAAGGUUGUCGUGUGACAGACACUGGAUUGGACGCCGGUUAGCGAGAAAACUCUAUUUUUAGUACGACUUUUAUUUAUGGGGGGGGGUCUAGCAGCAGAUUGACGGAAACGCUGGGAGUGGUUCUCCAUUUCCGCUGCGCGUCUUUAAUGGAAAAGGAGCCGCACCGUCACGCUGCUGCUAUGGCCACCAAAUCCCCCAGAGGGAUUUUGUUACAGAAUUUUUUUUAGAUAAUGUUUUCACAUGUCUUAUAUGGGAAUGUUAAGAACAAGGGAACAAUAAUAUUUAUAUUCAGAUGUUUUUAGUUGUUUUUCAAGAUGGAAACUGUUUAUUUCAGGGUUUGAACAUUUCAGAGUUCAAUCUUGGGAUUAUGUAUUGUCAUCAGCUGUUGUAAGCAUGAGCGUACUGACGCAUCACUGGGAUAAGAGUCAUGGUUAUUUAAAAGGAACCGUUCUUUUUAGAGCCUUUUCUGUUUUUCUGCUGUUUACACUUCGGUACCCUCUGAGAACAACGAAAUGCACUGACGCCGUCUGUCCCCGUCUUUAGUCUUUAACGUUUUGCAGUUUCCUAGCAGAUGCUGUUGUAAAUCUGUUACAGACUGUAAGGCAGUGAUGUGGAGAGAUGAUAUGAAAAGAUUAUUUGGAUCUUCCUCCUUCAGUAUUACAGUUUUCUGUCGUGAGGGUUCUUUCCUUGGAUUCUUAAACCCUGUCACCGGUUGUGUCGAUUGAAGAAUUUGGCAAGCAAAACCUUGUGCGGUUUUAGUUUGCGUUGUAUUUUUAUUUUUUUACAUGGUCGUCUCGCACUUUCAACAGAGGUAGCUCUCACAAAGCAGAACAAACUAAAUGUCACCUGCUGUUAUAUUUGACUGGUGAAACUUGGAGAUUAUCGUCUGAUCCAGGAAUUCAAGUUUCUGGCAUUUUAAAGUGUUAAAAGUGGAUUUGUUUUAUAUUUAUUCUGUUUUGUUAUUCUUUUUCUCUAUGUAAGAUGAGUAAUUAUUGAUGCUGAUAAAAAUUAUUUGUAGCUGGAAAAAAAAAAGUAUUUUUACAUUGAAAAAUUACCAUUAGCAUUUUCGUUUUUUUAUUUUUCUCUUUCAAUAAAAUUUUUUAUAUAAGGCUCAUUGCUAAUGAAUAUAAAUUAAUUGUUUCGAAAUGGUCUGUGCCGUUUGUCAUUAAGCACAAAUUAGGAUGCAUUUGUCUUAAAUGAGUUCAGCUUGUUUAGCGGUUGUUUUAAGUGCCGAGUCACGAUGCAGUUGGUCCAGUGGCUAACCCACCAAUCACACUCAAGUUUGGGUUUCCUCUUUUAUGAAUCCGCCUCAGGAACCUUCAACCACACUGUGGGUCACUUCUUUGGCUUCAUACAAGUUCAUAAUGAACAAAUUAGUGUGAACUCAGUUUAUUUUUUUGGUUCUACUAUUACUGCACAUUGUAGCUUAAGGGGUUGGAGGGAUUAUAAAAUGUAUUUGGUUAUAUAUGAACAAACAGCAGCUUACUGUCAAACACUGUUCACACAGUAUAAAAUAACCUGAUUCCACUUAUUCUUAUACCUGCAAAAUAUGAAACAUCAUGACAGAUUAUUAAACAAACUUAAAAAAUAUUUUAAUGAAAAAAAGUCAUGUUUAGACAGCAUGGUUAAAAAUCCCACAGAUGUGAACAGAAGGCAAAACAUCUUAACCCUACAACCUUCAUCUCACCUAUACAGCAGAUAUAAAUAUUGACACAUCAUACAUCUUUUUAUACAUUUACAUGUUUACACAAGAAAAUACAAUUUAAAACUGCUACCAGAUAACCUUG
Gambusia affinis (western mosquitofish) is the source of this 2881-nucleotide messenger RNA. Its product is annotated as UDP-N-acetylglucosamine/UDP-glucose/GDP-mannose transporter-like. The transcript has 12 exons. The record is from RefSeq and is a predicted model, not a curated record. Gene Ontology annotation, molecular function: GDP-fucose transmembrane transporter activity; antiporter activity. NCBI's taxonomy places the organism in Eukaryota, Metazoa, Chordata, Actinopteri, Cyprinodontiformes, Poeciliidae. Gene Ontology annotation, cellular component: Golgi apparatus. The coding region runs from base 138 to 1109 and encodes 323 amino acids.